Larimichthys crocea (large yellow croaker) is the source of this 1197-nucleotide messenger RNA. It is a transcript of the gene elp6, whose product is annotated as elongator acetyltransferase complex subunit 6. The record is from RefSeq and is a predicted model, not a curated record. Gene Ontology annotation, biological process: tRNA wobble uridine modification. Gene Ontology annotation, cellular component: elongator holoenzyme complex. The transcript has 7 exons. NCBI's taxonomy places the organism in Eukaryota, Metazoa, Chordata, Actinopteri, Sciaenidae. The coding region runs from base 229 to 1053 and encodes 274 amino acids.
ACCUCUGUCUUGUAGUCCUGUUCACCCAUCUUCGUGACCGCGCUGCUAAACCUGAGCACGUUAGCACGUUAGCACGCGCUAAUAAGAGCGGUAAAGGUGUCGGGUUGUGACGUCAGAUCAAAUUAGUGACGUUUGUUUUUAAUGUGAGAACUCACGAGACGAGUUCUGACGUCAGUUCCCGCCAAACACUUUAAUUUUGUGGCGUUGUUGUUGUUGUUGUCGUUAGCCAUGUUCGCAGAGCUCAGCAGCAUCCUGAACGCCUCUCCGGACAGCUUCACACAGGGAGAGUUCAUCCUGGUGUCAGACAGACAGAGUGAUGCCUCUUUCCUCAUCCACCACUUCCUGUCCUUCUACCUGCGAGCUCGCUGUAGAGUUUGGUUUCUGGGUCUGGUGCAGUCCUUCAAUCAUUACAGUGCUGUCAGCCAGAGAUUGGGUGUCAGCCUUGCACAAGCGAAGGAGAAAGGUCAGCUGGUUUUCCUCGAGGGACUGAAGGAGUCGCUGUCUGUUCUGAUUCCUCAAGACACCAACACAGGAAGUAAAGCCAUGGACUUCCUCAGGGAUCCCGGUGUUGGCCUGAAGAGUCUGUACGAGUUCGUCCGGUCCAGUGUGAGCAGCUCUGGUAGCCGGGCAGAGGGGGCAGAGGAGUGGGGACCCCCGGUGUUGCUGGUGGACGACCUCAGUGUGCUGCUCAGUCUGGGGGUGAGCGUCGGAGCCGUGCUGGACUUCAGCCACUACUGCCGGGCCACCGUCUGCUCCGAGCUGCAGGGCAACGUGGUGAUGCUGGCACGCUGUGACGGGGAGGAAGAGGAGGGCGACGGAGAUGACGAAGGUUCAGAGACUCUUCUGAAGGGCCUCACACACCAGUGUAGCCUCACUCUGCACGUACAGGGUCUCCCUACUGGCUUCUGCAGGGACAUCCACGGGCAGGUGGAGGUGUGUUGGAGGAGACGACAGGGCGACGGACAGUCCACACAGAAAAAACUCUUUCAGUACAAAGUCCACGAUAAAGGAGCCUCCUUCUUCGCUCCUGGGACGUCCAGCGCUGUUCUCUAAGUUCCACAUUUUGACCUCGACGUGACGACGGACUUUUAUAUUUAAACGACACGAAUGUUGGUUGUCGAGCUGCCAUAGACCUCUAAAGUUGCUGCUGGUCUACAGAGUGCUGUCAGUAAUCAAUAAAUAAUGUGAUUGUUUCCA